AUGGAACGACAUCCUGCGACAUCAGAAGUGGGCAAUGAGCCUGAAAGUCCUUAUAGCGGCGAAUCGAACGCUGAGGAAAAUAUGUGGAAAAAAUUGUACGAGCAGCAAAAUCAAGAUUUCGUAAAAUUGUUACGAUUGGUCAAUUCUUCCUCGGCUGUAAAUAAUGAUGUUCAGCUACCUGAAUUUGAUCCAGAGGGACACAACGUUAAUGCACGUGCUUGGAUAUCUACAGCGGACAUGUGCAUGAAAGAUAAGCCUUUAAAAGGUUCGUCUUUGAUGUUGACUUUAAGCAGAGCUUUAAAAGGACAAGGAGCUAUUUGGCUAACGCAAGUUUCUUAUCCGGAUAUGACUUGGAACGAGUUUAAGGAAAUUUUUAUAUCGAGAUUCGAUUUCUCUGAAACGAAUGCUGCGUUCUUGAUCAAUUUGAUUAACAACAAGCCAAAGGAUGACGAAUGUUUAAUUUCGUAUGCUGCGACUAUAGUUACGUCUUUGUCAUCAAAAUGGAAAACUCUUUCUACAGAGGAAAUUAUUGUGUCAACGGUACUGGCACAUUUGGCGCAGUUUUAUUUCCGUAUUCAUCGGUUGGCGUUUACAACAAGUAUACAGACAAGGAAGCAACUGCAGCAAGAGUUAAGUUCGAUGUCAUUUUUGAAAAGAAAACUUUCUACUGGUUUAAAUGAUCGCGACCGUUUUGAUGUUAAGCGUCAAAAGUUCGGGGUUGUUUCUUCUAUCAAGUGUUAUAUCUGUGGAAAACCUGGCCAUAAGUCUGUUACGUGCAAGUUUCGGUUUGGUAAUGACGACAAAUCAAUAUCUGUCAAGAAGGAUUCAGCAAGUAAGAACGUUUCCAGUAACAACAAUGCAUCGGUAACCUGUUUUCGUUGUCAAAAAGUUGGCCAUUAUGCCUCACGUUGUCCGAAUGAAAUUAAGAAGGCUGUGGGUGUUGAUUCAUCAAAUAAUGCUGUUAAUCAUAGGAUUGAUGUUUGUACCAUAAAGUCACCACUAGGUAUUUUGCGGCAAUCAGGUUAUGAUAUCAUGAUCGGGCGUGAAAUUCUAAAUCAAGGCGUGAGUGUAAAAAUGACGUCUAGCGAAUUAGUUUUUAAUAAAAGUGAUGUUAACGUUAACAUUUGUCACGUAGAAAACCAUUUCUUGAAUUUUGAAGAUUUAGCUACUGAUAUUCCUUCUGAAUUUAGAUCAGAGUCUACUGUUGUGGCUCCUAUGCAAAUACGUCUGAAGGACCCUAACAAAACAGUUAAUAGACGUCCCUAUCGGUUAAGUUUUGAAGAGCGUAAUAUCGUUCGCAAAAAGAUAAAUGAACUAUUGAACGCGGGUGUGAUACGACCUAGCUGUUCUCCUUUUGCUAGUCCAAUUUUACUUGUUAAAAAGAAGGAUGGUUCCGAUAGAAUGUGUGUUGAUUAUCGUCAGUUGAAUGAUAACACAAUUUCUGAUCGAUUCCCUUUACCACUAAUAUCGGAUCAAAUCAACAGACUACAUGGAAGUUGUUAUUUCACUACGUUGGACAUGGCUAGUGGUUAUCAUCAAAUACCGGUUGGUUCUGAUUCGAUUGAAAAGACAGCUUUUGUGACACCAGAAGGUCAUUACGAGUAUCUUGCCAUGCCAUUUGGAUUGCGAAAUGCUCCAGCUGUGUUUCAGCGUGCUGUUAUGAAGGUUUUAGGAGAACUAGUUCAUUCUUAUGUAGUCGUUUACAUGGAUGAUAUACUGGUGCUGGGUACAGAAGACGUUAGGAAGAGUUUGGAAAAAGUGCUCUUUCAUGAAGCGAAAAGGAAGGUUGAAAGGCCACUUGAUCUUAUGUGGUUAAAAGAACUACAAUCAGAAACUGAGAUUGAUGAAUUUAGACAAAAUGCUGUGGAAAAUAUUGAUCGGAGUGCGAACUAUGAAAAAAACAGAUUUGACAAAAAUAAAGCUAGUGUAAAUAAAUUUGUUGUGGGUGAUUUUGUUUUACUGCAAAAUGAGGAACGCAAUCAGACGAAACUGGAUCCCAAAUAUAGAGGACCUUUUAAAAUAAUUGAAAAUUUAGAUGGGGAUAGAUAUAUGCUGUCUGCUCCGCACUCUAAUCGUAUUUAUAAGUAUGCUCAUGAUCGUUUGCGGAAAAUGCCUAAUGGUGCUGAUUUUGUAGAUGUUGAAGAUUUUGGGGAUAAGGAAGAUAUCACAGAUUUGUAA
This is a messenger RNA of Rhagoletis pomonella (apple maggot), 2178 nucleotides long. RefSeq lists its product as uncharacterized. The transcript is spliced from 4 exons. Lineage: Eukaryota; Metazoa; Arthropoda; Insecta; Diptera; Tephritidae. The record is from RefSeq and is a predicted model, not a curated record. The coding region runs from base 1 to 2178 and encodes 725 amino acids. Gene Ontology annotation, molecular function: nucleic acid binding; zinc ion binding.